Papaver somniferum (opium poppy) is the source of this 1299-nucleotide messenger RNA. RefSeq names its product mediator of RNA polymerase II transcription subunit 21-like. The record is from RefSeq and is a predicted model, not a curated record. Gene Ontology annotation, cellular component: mediator complex. Gene Ontology annotation, molecular function: transcription coregulator activity. Gene Ontology annotation, biological process: regulation of transcription by RNA polymerase II. Bases 483 to 899 code for a protein of 138 amino acids. The transcript has 5 exons. Lineage: Eukaryota; Viridiplantae; Streptophyta; Magnoliopsida; Ranunculales; Papaveraceae.
GUGUAGUUGGAUUUGCGUAUAUCUGUCCAUUUACUUGUUCUUUUUGUAUAUGCUGCCCAUGUUUCUUGCUGUGUAUUGAUGUUGUUUCUAAUGUGCGACGCACUGACACAUUGGUGUUAAGUUUCUGUAAGUUUAAGGUCUGCCUAAUACAGAGUACGUCUGCUGAAAGCUCUAAAUUCUUUUUAAUAAAUCCAUUCUCGUGUACUGGGGGAACAUCAAAAUAUCUAAAAUCCUACAAGGGAUUUAAAAACAUCUUCAAGUCUCGCUGUUUUCUCUUCAAUUCCUGUAAGGCAGCAAUACCCACUUCAAAUUCAGUUAAACCCAUUCCAAAAAGAAGCUUAAAGUUGAUGGAAAAUCAACCCGAAAAAUCACAGAUUUAGCUAUGAACAGUCUAUGCAAAAGAAGAAACAUAGAGAAGCUGUAAUUGUUUUACAUUCUGUAACCAAGAAAGAGUUUAAGGAUUUUGGCGACAAUUUGUUAGGAUGGAUAUCAUAUCUCAGCUACAAGAACAAGCGAAUACUAUUGCAUCCCUAGCUUUCAAUACUUUUGGAACACUUCAAAGAGAUGCGCCACCAGUGAGACUUUCCCCAAAUUAUCCAGAGCCUCCUGCUAACACUACUACGGAAACCCCAGCUGAUAUUGCAGAACAACCCAAGCUCAUGAGUGCUGCUCUGGUUAAGGCUGCAAAGCAGUUCGACGUAUUGGUUUCGGCACUUCCAGUGUCAGAAGGAGAUGAGGAAGCUCAAUUAAAACGUAUAGCUGAACUUCAGGCAGAAAAUGAAGAAGUUGGACAAGAACUCCAAAAUCAGCUAGAGGCUGCAGAAACAGAAUUGAGGCAGGUCCAAGGAUUGUUUAACGAAGCAGCAGACAACUGUUUGAAUUUGAAAAAACCUGAUUAAAGAGCAGUGAGAUCAACAGCCUAAGUAUUAGGGCCUUCAAACUUUCUUGCUCCAGCCCAACAACGGCAAGAUGGUUUGAUUUUCAAGCUCUAGUGUCAAUGCAUGAUGUGUUAGAUCUAUGAAGAGGUGGAAGAAGUAGAGCCAACUUUUCUUUUUUCUCGGUAGGUAAAAGAUUAAUUAACGAAAUCAGUGAAGUUCAUAUUGUCGUUAUCCUCCAAAAAUCCAGUGAUGAAAUCUGGAGGAGAGCUUAGCCAAGCACUCGUUGUUGAGUUUAUCCUAGCAUACAGCAGUAUGGUUCGCUGAUCUCAUUACAAAAGAACAAGUCCAAUCACUGAAACCUUGCAAGCAAGUCCAUUAGAUCCUUCCCAUUGAACCGCUAAUGGCAGCUAUCACAUUUUUG